AUGAUAAUAAGUUUAUGUUUGGGUUGUGGUUCUCUUCUCUAUACACUCAAUAAUCAAGAUCCGAAUACAACAAUACGUGCAUUUUGCAAGAUGCGCGUCUAUAUCAUGCAAUCAACUUUUAUGAUGUCUCGUUGGAUGAUAACUAUUGCUUGUAUUGAUCGAUAUGCACUAAGUUCAAGAAGUGCUUAUGUACGACGAUUUGCACAAGUACAUGUUGCACGUCGUGCAGUUGCAAUUAUUAUUGGUGUUUGGCUUCUCUUACCUAUUCAUACAAUAAUAUUCUAUGAGAUACGUGAAGCUGCUGGUAUUUGUGCUAUCGUAUAUAAUCGAGUUGCAGCACUCUAUCACAGUAUUUAUACUAUAAUUACGGGUGGCAUCCUUCCUCCCAUAAUAAUGAUUACAAGUACUUUACUUAUUCGACGUAAUCUUGCUAUUAAACGAGAUAUACGUGAACAGCAGGCCAAUGUUAGCAAAGCCACCACUCAAGAGACGGAUCAUACACGUAUUCAACGUACACGUGAUCAGAAUGCAUUAGCCAUGCUAUUUAUACAAGUCAUUGUCUAUUGUUUUGUUCAAGCACCUCAAUUAAUCUAUACGCUUUAUGGUGCUAUAGCUAGCAAUGUUCCAAAUAAGUCACCUGAUCGUUUAGCUAUUGAACGAUUUGCAUUUUUUUUCGCUGAAUUAUGUGUCUAUCUAUUUCCUGUUACAGCAUUCUAUUUAUAUAUAUUAGUGUCGCGUACUUUUCGAACUGAAUUAUUGAAUAUUGUACGUACAUUAUUCAUAAUGUGUUUCGGCCGUUGGAAUAUUCGCAUUAUGCCAAUGGGAAAUAUGACCAAUACUGGUACAGAACGUGGUGACAUUCAUAUGAUUUCUCAAACAUUAUUUCAUCGAUCACAAGCAAUGGGUCGUCAAGUCAAUGAACUGCCCAAUGUCACGUCUCGUGUAUAG
This is a messenger RNA of Rotaria sp. Silwood2, 948 nucleotides long. The record is from the annotation of a GenBank genome assembly. Lineage: Eukaryota; Metazoa; Rotifera; Eurotatoria; Philodinida; Philodinidae.